Molecule: messenger RNA, 2998 nt
Organism: Catharus ustulatus (Swainson's thrush)
Lineage: Eukaryota; Metazoa; Chordata; Aves; Passeriformes; Turdidae
Product: aspartyl/asparaginyl beta-hydroxylase-like
Exons: 16
Coding region: 107-1144 (345 amino acids)
Biological process (GO): peptidyl-aspartic acid hydroxylation
Cellular component (GO): membrane; endoplasmic reticulum
Molecular function (GO): peptidyl-aspartic acid 3-dioxygenase activity
Source: RefSeq, a predicted model, not a curated record
CUGCCGGGGCCUUAGCGCGCUCCCGCCGCACGCCGGGCUCGGGUGGAGGUGGCGGCUCCCGACGCGCUCCCGCUCCGCCCCCCUGCGCUGCCCGACGGGAGGUGCGAUGGCUUCCCGCAAGAGCUCCAGAGCCACCGGCGGCAGCCCCAGCCCCGGCUCCAAGAGAGAGACUAAGCAUGGAGGAAGCAAGAAUGGAAAGAAAGAAGGCCUCUCUGGAAGCUCAUUUUUCACCUGGUUUAUGGUAAUUGCUUUGCUGGGAGUUUGGACAUCAGUAGCAGUUGUCUGGUUUGAACUUGUAGAUUAUGAAGAAGUUCUAGCCAAAGCAAAGGAUUUCCGUUAUAACUUGUCAGAGGUCCUACAAGGCAAACUUGGGAUAUAUGAUGCUGAUGGAGAUGGAGAUUUUGAUGUGGAAGAUGCUAAAGUAUUGCUAGGCCUUAAAGAAAGAUCUGUCCCAGCACAGCCAACAUCACCAGAAUCUGAGGAGACUGUCCAGCCUGAAGAAAAGUCAUAUGUUGAAUCAGAGCACAAGACUGCUGACGUGGAAGUGGAAGAGGAAAUUCAAUCUAUUCUUCAUGAAACUCUCCAUUCCCAGCCUGGGGAAAGACAUGAAGAUGUAGAUGAAAGUGUAAGUGACCAGUGGCAAGUAAAGGAAGAAAUACAUGGAGAAACUUUUGAAACUCCUGCAAAAGAUGAUAUCCUCAGAGAAUUUGAGAAUGAAAUUCCAGAAGCAUAUGAGACACCAGAUUCAGUUCAGAAAGAUGCUGAUGCUCUGGUGGAUGAUGUUGGAGCAGUGGAGUCUGAAUCAUAUGAAAUUCCAGCUUUAGAUGAUUAUGUUGCAGAUUUGGAAGAGAGAGUAAGUGAUCCAGAUACUCCAGGUGACUCUGAGGUAAUGCCAGAAGAAGCUGUGGAAGAUUAUGCAGAGGAUAGAGUGCAUGAAGAUUAUAGUGAAGACCAAGAACCAAAACAUGAAAAGCAGACUGAGACUCAAGAUACAGAAGAAAUUAAUGAAGAUUUUGAUAUUCCUAAAGACCUCUCAGGAAUAGAAAGUAAGCAAACAGAAGAUGAUGUGGCCGUUGAACCAGAGGAAUCAGAAACACCUGUUAAAGCUGAAGAUUAUUCAGAUGAUGUUCAAGUGGAUACUUAAAGCUUCAAAAGAAAAGUCCCUACAUCAGGAGGACCAGUCCUAACCAUACGCUACAAAAGGGGAGCAGAUGGUUGUAAUAGACCUUAUGAUGUAAUUACCAAGCAGUUCAGGGUUUGGGGAAUGAACACUAAGAUGUUGUAAAUGGGUUUUAGCCAACUGUCAUUUUAGUAAGCAUUUUUAACACUUGGAUGUUUAGUUUACAUUCCUGUCUGAUAUUUUUUUCCCUUGGUCAAGUUUAGUGAAUUCAUUAUUUUUCUUCUGUGUUUGUGACAGAGGUACAACUUAGAGCUGCAUUUCAUGUACUGUUUAAGCAAUUGUUAAUAUUCUAUUUAUAACAUAGCAGCAAGUACAUUUUUUUCAGAUUUUAAUAUAUAUCUUUUGUUGUGGAUUCAUACAGUAUGUACAGAGCAGUUUGGUCAAAUGAUACAUAUGAUGUUAUGAAUUUUAAAAUAUUUCAUAACUGCUGAUAUAGCAUACAGCCUAAUUGCAUUUUAUUAAAAAACACUAAUGAGGCACACACUACGCUGUGAAGUUUGACUUAUGUCUCUUUGCACUGAUGUUAUGUCAACAGUUAACUACAUGAAUUUCAGGUGAUUUUUAAAAUACAACAAGGUAUAAAACAUGAGUUUAAUUCAUACUGGUAAAAGACCAGAUUACAAAAUUACAAUUUUUGAAAACCCUUGUAUGAAUUAGCACUUUUUAUUUAUGUUCAUCUGAUUUUUUACGGCAAAAACGUCUAGAGACUAUAUGCUAGCCUGACAGGGAGUCAGUGGAGAUUGUAACAAGACUGAGUUGCUGGAAUCAGGUUGAAUUCAGUAAAAUGAUUCCAUUUUGGUUUGCCUACCAGUAUAAUGAUCUCAAAGCUGGCUUUAAUAAGCUUUAUAUUCUGUAAAUUAUUUUAAAAGUCAAAUUUGCAUAAACACUUGAUUUGCAAAUUUUACUAAAGAAAUGCUUUGGAAAUUCAACCUUAAGAAAAAUAUGAUGUCAAAAUUUAAGACCUGCAGGUAUGAAUGCUCUUGAAAAUGGUACAUCUGAAACUUAGGUACUGUGAGUGAUUUAGAAUUUUAAUUUAACAGGUGUGCUUUUUACCUGUUCUGUGCUGCUGUUCCACAAUUACGAAGACAUAUUUUAUUCUUUGAUAUUUUGCAUGUGUUUCUUUUUGGCUCAGGAAUAAUUGCUGUGAUUUUAGGAAGUUGCCAAGCCUGUUACAGGAGCUUAGGAGAAAUAAAGUAAAAUAAAGUUAUAAAAAGAAGAAUCAGUUUGGUAACACUAACAGUUGGUUGCCUUUUGGUUUACAGGGAGACUUUCAAUUUCUGUAAGACUGUUUUGGAGUCAGGGUUUUAGAUGCUUACAUUUGUAGUGAAGGGGCAUCAUAUAUGCUUGCCCUUUUUUUGGGUUUGGGAAGUCAGUUAGACUUCAUGUGUGUGUUACAUCUGAUCAACAAAUACAGAUGUCCCAAAGUGAUUUCUUUAGACUUUUCAGGAAAGCAAUAAUACUCUUAGACUGUGAUGUGUUUUGGGAUGGGAUAUUGUAGUAAAAUUACCUGUGAUUGUGAAUUGCAGAGCAAUAAUUUUUACAAAGCCAUAUUUUGUGAGGAAUCUUGAGAAUUAUUUUACAAUGGUGAAUGGAGGACUUUUUAUAUAACAGUGGCAGCCUAUUUGUAGAAUUGUGGGACUGUGAGAGUGUAUUACGCUGUGAUUGAAUUUUACGUAUCUUGUAACUGGGUAUGUGAUUUUACGUGCUUCAUGUUUACAAAAAUAUGCCAAGCUGAGCAAGGUCAAGUGAACUAUUAAAAAUAUGUAUAUUUAAUCCAUUUAAAUGUUUGGCAAUAAAACACAGAAGAAUAUAAUUGUC